Messenger RNA from Canis lupus familiaris (dog), 4551 nucleotides. RefSeq names its product SH2B adaptor protein 1 (gene SH2B1). Lineage: Eukaryota; Metazoa; Chordata; Mammalia; Carnivora; Canidae. Gene Ontology annotation, molecular function: transmembrane receptor protein tyrosine kinase adaptor activity. The record is from RefSeq and is a predicted model, not a curated record. The transcript has 7 exons. The coding region runs from base 2066 to 4135 and encodes 689 amino acids. Gene Ontology annotation, biological process: intracellular signal transduction. Gene Ontology annotation, cellular component: plasma membrane.
UCCGCGACCCGGCCCCGGCGCCUGAGAGGAGCCCUGGGUGGGGGCGGGCGUAGGGGGGCCAGAGGCAGGAGGGGCGCUCGGCCCCGCACAGUGCAGCAGACGGGGCUGGUCCCGAGGCGUCUGCGGCCCCGGGGAAUGGGCGGGUCGAGGGUGUCCAGGGAGUAGGGUCGGGUCGGAGUGCAUUGACCACCGGGCCCGGAGGGUCCGAGCCGGGAGCGGAGCCUGCACCCUCCACCACCCGCCCUUCGGGAAAUUUCAGAACUGAGCCAAGAGGCAGGUGCACCGGGAAAAUGUGUCUGAGUCCUGCUUGGCAGAAGAGAAACUGAGUCACCAGCUCAGGAGCCGCAGGGUCAGCGGGCCUGAAGGGGGCUGGGUCUGCUUGUGGUGCAGAGGUUUGGGUGGGCCCUGUGUGAGCUGAGGUGGCCUCUGCCUGGAGAUUGGUCUCCCUGCUGUGUCUGCACCUCUUGGCUCGGUUCCCCUGUGCUCCAUGACUCUUGCAUCUCUUGGCUGCUUCUCGUUGGUUUGGAAUUGUCCCUGCGGCUGGAGCCAUCUGAAUGUGUAGGGUCUAGGCCAAGGAGGCAGGGGAGGGGUUGCUGAUUGUGGGAUUGUGGGUCUGAGCAGAAGGCUGAGGUUUGGGGAGACUUUCCUGAGCUCCUGAGCUGCCCUCCCCCAUCCCUCCCUGUCCUGGUGCCAGUCAUCUUCCAGUAUAAUAUGGGGGAGGAACACUAACAAAAGAGCCAUGGGUUGUAAAUGCCAUGCCCAGCUCUGCCACUUGCUAGUUGUAAGAUCUUGGGAGGCCUCUUCCUUUCUCGUUGCUCUUUUAGAAAAAUUGGAACCUAUAAAGUUAGUAAUAAUGGCGGUCGUUUAUUGUGUGCUUACUUUGUAUCGAACCCUGACUUGUUCCAUUUAAUUCUCCCGAUGAUUCUGUGGGUUAGAGAGCAUUAGCUCUUUUAUAGCUACAAAUCUGCACUUCAGAGAGGAUAUAUAAUCUCUUCCAGAUCACCCGGCUAAUAGGUGGCAGAGCUGGGAUUUCAUCCCAGGUCUAACUCCAGAUCCGAUAGCCUUAACCACCAGGCUAACCAGCCUUUAGGGCACACUCCCUAGUGAAAGAAGAGGAAGUGAAAAAGCCUAGGGCCCCAGCUCCCUGUUAUGUUUUAUUUACUUUGUGGCCAGCAGAGACUUGCUCUGACCCAACCCACAGUCUUUCCCUGCCUGGUGCUGCUGCUUCUGGGCCCCAGGGUGAAGGGGCACCAAAGAAGCGGGCUGUGGCCAUUCUAAGCCUCCGUCACACUGUGCCAGGGAACUGGGCCCCGGGGUCUGCUUUCAGGACAGGUGUGGUUUCGAUCCAUCAUUCAUCUGUCCUCCUUCCUGAGCAGCCACCCUCCUCAGAGCUGGAUCUCAGGACAUAUGAGGCAGGGUCUGUAAGCGCUGCAGACCUACCUCCCCUGAGAGCUGGGGCAGUGAGGGGCUGUGCAUGAGGCUGGGGCAGCCAGUCCCUGGGGAUGAGGACUAUGCAGUAGGCAAAACUGUAGACUGGGGGUUCUGAAACUGUUCUGAGCUUCGGUUUUCUCAUCUGUUGUCAAGGUUAUUAAAGCCUGUUACAGGGAAAGGUAAGAACAGCACCUGGGAAGCAUGUGAUAAAUCUUGAAGGACCUGUUUUAGAGAAGGGAGGUGGCGUGAGGGAUAGAUUCCUUUUUAGAGGAAGGUGCUCCACAGCUGUCUGUCACUCCCAGAACCAGAGCCAGGGGGAGUGGGUUGGGAUGGCAGCAGAGUAGGUGCGGGCUGGACCCCGGGGAGCCAGCCAACUGGGGGUGUGUGGGGUGUGAGGAUCGGGAGAGGGAAGGGGGGCAGUGUGUGGUGUUCCCCAUGGCUCUCCAAGGAGUCCAGACCAGAGUAGGGAGUCUGGCUGGGGGUGGGGCUCAGCCCCCAGUCCCACCUCAGCAGUGACUCUGUAUGUGCCUCUCUUCCUUCUGCAGCUGCUGCCGCUCACCCCGUGUCUUCUGGCCGCUUCCCUCUUUGCUGCCCCUCCCCACAGGCUCUCCCUCUCCACCUCCUGGGGACCAUCAUGAAUGGUGCCCCUUCCCCAGAGGACGGGGCCUCCCCCUCUCCUCCCCCUUUGCCACCACCCCCUCCUCCUAGUUGGCGGGAGUUCUGCGAGUCCCAUGCCCGGGCUGCUGCCCUGGAUUUUGCCCGCCGUUUCCGCCUCUACCUGGCCUCCCACCCCCAGUAUGCAGGGCCUGGGGCUGAGGCUGCCUUCUCCCGCCGUUUUGCUGAGCUCUUCCUGCAGCACUUUGAAGCUGAGGUGGCCCGGGCCUCCGGCUCCCUCUCGCCACCCAUCCUGGCUCCCCUGAGUCCCGGUGUGGAGAUUCCGCCACAUGACCUGUCCCUUGAGAGCUGUAGGGUGGGCGGGCCCCUGGCUGUGCUGGGCCCUUCUCGAUCAUCUGAGGACCUGGCCGGCCCCCUCCCUUCCUCAGUCUCUUCCUCUUCUACGACCUCCUCGAAGCCGAAGCUAAAGAAGCGCUUCUCCCUCCGCUCAGUGGGUCGCUCAGUCCGCGGUUCAGUCCGUGGCAUCCUACAGUGGCGGGGGACUGUUGACCCCCCGUCCCCUGCUGGGCCCCUCGAGACCUCAUCAGGCCCCCCAGUCCUGGGUGGAAACAGCAACUCCAACUCCUCUGGUGGGGCUGGGACCAUUGGCAGGGGACUGGUUAGUGACGGAACAUCCCCUGGAGACAGAUGGACUCACCGAUUUGAGAGGCUGAGACUCAGUCGGGGAGGGGGCGCCUUGAAGGACGGAGCGGGGAUGGUGCAGAGGGAAGAGCUGCUGAGUUUCAUGGGGGCCGAAGAGGCAGCCCCUGACCCAGCAGGAAUGGGCCGGGGAGGAGGGGCAGCCGGGCCUACCUCAGGGGGAGGAGGGCAGCCUCAGUGGCAGAAGUGUCGCUUACUGCUCCGAAGUGAAGGAGAAGGAGGAGGAGGAAGUCGUCUGGAGUUCUUUGUACCGCCUAAGGCGUCUCGGCCUCGACUCAGCAUUCCCUGCUCUACCAUCACGGACGUGCGGACAACAACAGCCCUGGAGAUGCCUGACCGGGAGAAUACGUUUGUGGUUAAGGUGGAAGGCCCCUCCGAGUACAUCCUGGAGACAACCGAUGCUCUACAUGUGAAGGCCUGGGUGUCUGACAUCCAAGAAUGCCUGAGCCCAGGACCCUGCCCUUCCACCAGUCCCCGCCCUAUGACCCUCCCCCUGGCCCCUGGGACCUCAUUCCUUACACGGGAGAACACAGACAGCCUGGAGCUGCCCUGUCUCAAUCACUCAGAGAGUCUGCCUAGCCAGGAUCUGCUGCUGGGACCCAGUGAGAGCAAUGAUCGCCUGUCGCAGGGAUCAUUCCUGUUCCAGGGGGAGUCAGAGGGAGGUGAAGGGGACCAGCCCCUCUCAGGGUACCCUUGGUUCCACGGGAUGCUCUCUCGACUCAAGGCUGCGCAGCUGGUGCUGGCCGGAGGCACUGGCUCCCAUGGUGUUUUCCUGGUACGGCAGAGUGAGACGAGGCGGGGCGAGUACGUCCUCACUUUCAACUUCCAGGGCAAGGCCAAGCACCUGCGCCUGUCGCUGAAUGAGGAGGGUCAGUGCCGGGUCCAGCACUUGUGGUUCCAGUCCAUUUUCGAUAUGCUCGAGCAUUUCCGGGUGCACCCCAUCCCUCUGGAGUCUGGAGGCUCCAGUGACGUUGUUCUUGUCAGCUAUGUCGUGUCCUCCCAGCGACAGCAGGAACCGAACACCUCCCAUGACCCACCCCAGCCCCCUGAACCCCCUUCAUGGACAGAUCCCCCACAUCCUGGGGCAGAAGAGGCGUCGGGGGCGCCAGAAGUGGCGGCAGCAGCAGCCGCAGCAGCCAAAGAGAGGCAAGAGAAAGAGAAAGCGGGCAGUGGAGGGGUCCAGGAAGAGCUGGUCCCCGUGGUUGAGCUGGUCCCCGUGGUUGAAUUGGAAGAGGCCGUAGCACCAGGCCAGGAGGACCAGGGAGGCGCUGGAUCCGGUGGGGCCCCAGGAGCCACCCCGAUGGUGCAGCUCCAGCAGUUACCACUAGGGGGCGAUGGAGAAGAAGGGGGCCAUCCCAGAGCCAUUAAUAAUCAGUACUCCUUCGUGUGAGACACCCUACCCCACCCUUUCUCCACUCUUCUUGCUCCCCAGCCCCUAGUGCGUGAAAUUGGGGCUGGGCCGGUCGUAGAGGAGCGGUAGGAAUCCCCUCCCCCAUGUGCUUCCUGACCCUUGAUGGCCAAGGGAAUAUACGUUGGUACAAGAGGUUCAAGAGCCCUGUUAACUCCCCAGUUCAUACACUACAGGUGCCCCAUCCCCUGGGCAGGGGAUUUGGGCUCCAUUACCUCCCCGAGGGGCUCUUAUGGUCAGCCCCACCCCUGGGGGCCAUUUCCCCGCUAACCACCCCCUAGCCCGAGGAAGGGUGAGGGGGAAGGGCUGUCAGUUAUAUUAAGGUGGUUGUUGUUGUUGUUUUAAACAAAAUGGAGAAGCAUAAAUAAAUAAAAGGGUUUAUCUCAGUUGCAUCGCGA